CGGUGCGCUCAGUCUGACCCGCACGGCCGUACCCACUGCUUCGCUCGUAGCCGCGCAGCAGUAGCGGACGCGCGAGACCACGUUUUCCCGCGAGUCUUGAGACACUGCAAGCUCUCCCGAGUGCGCGCUGGUGAAAGUGUCGAGAGGCCGCGGCGAGAGUGAGAAGAUUUAGAGAACAAGACGAGCGAGAGAGAUGUCCACGGCGUCGGUAUCAGCCCGCUAGAGCCUCGAGCCGUCCUCUGUGUUGUUGGCCAAGGAAGAGAGAAUCUCGAGCAUUAUAAAAGCUCGCGGGUACGUUGGCGACGCCUUGCCGGCCCGGACUGCAUCGGCAGCGAGGCGCGCGAGCUGCGGCCGUCGCCGGCGCCGCGGACGUCGGCCUGCUGCAGCCGGAAGAACAGUGAGUGGCCGAAGGGCCCGUGGCGGCCGCGAGGCCGCCGUCCUCGCAGCCGCUGCAGCUGCCGUUAGGAUGGACGUGGUCGGCGAGGAGGAACCGAUGACCAUCCAGACAGACAGCAUGUCCGGUCAGCAGCAGCAACAGCAACACGCUGCUAAUUCACAUCAGCACGGCUACGCCGGCUCCUACGGCAAGCACGGCAUGUGUCGGAUGCAAGACUCCAACGGCAGUGGCGGUGGCGGGGGCGGCCGACUGGGUCCACGUGGCAACGGCGGCGGCGGCUACGACGGUAGCGAGCGGCGGAUGGUGGACAUCACAAGGGACAAACCAAUUAAAGUCGCCGUCAGAGUCCAAGUUCCCGUUCGCGAUCAUCCCAAGUUCAAUUUCGUGGGCAAACUUCUAGGACCAAAAGGAAACUCGCUGAAACGAUUGCAGGAGGACACGAUGUGUAAAAUGGCUGUGCUUGGACGAGGAUCUAUGAAAGAUAGACAAAAGGAAGAGGAAUUAAGGGUGAGCGGAGAUCCGAAGUUUUCACAUUUGAUGGAGGAUCUGCAUGUCGAAAUUUCCGCUUACGCGACGCCAGCAGAGGCGCACGCUAGGAUCGCCUACGCUCUUGCGGAAGUGCGCCGCUUCUUAGUUCCUGACUACAACGACGACAUUCGCCAGGAGCAGAUGUGGGAGAUGCAGAUCCUGAACACACAGGGCCGCGAGGGUGGCGGUGCACCAGCAGUCGAGGCACCUCUCAGCCCGGCAUCCAGCCUCGAGGCAGCCAACUCGCCGACAGCCGCUACUACGGCCAACUCGAUAGAUGGCCAGGAUGACGGAGCGACGAGACCGACGCCUUCGCCGCCCCAUCCGGCCAGCCUCAAGAGUCAGGGCACUGCCUUGCCCACUGUUACCUCCAACCUCGGUGGCCGAAAACGACCUCUGCUACCAGGUGCUCGGCCGGCAAUGUCGCCCACUAAACGCACUGUGAUGUCGCUGCUAGCACGUGCCCGUGCAGCCCAGAACAAAGAGGUCCUGCAGCCGUCGGUGUCCAUAAUCGGAGCGGCAGCCCAGCCACAUCAGCAGCAGGUCCAGGCGGCAGCUGCGGUUGCGGCUUCACCGUUGAUUCAGGCGGCGCUGCAAUUACCACCUGGUGCGGCUCAGGGGGCAGCGGCGGUGGCCGCCGCAGCGGCAGCUCAACAGCAAGCGCCGACGACUCAACAGCAGGUGACGCAGCUUCAACAGCAACUCGCUGCAGCCCAGACUAUGCCACAGCGACAGCCGCUAAUCCAGUCGCAUACCCAACACCCGGUGCUGGCGCCGGCUAUACAUGGACUGCUGCAUGCCCAUUUCAGGAGAGCUGCCGCCGGGGCGACGGUACUUCCCAUUCUGCGCGAGGACUUUAUGGCCGGGGUGAACCAGCAUCAAGUGCAAAACGUUCACAUAGCGUGAAUCGAUCCUUGCGGCGUUUAUUAAGGCAGAGAACGAGAGAGAGGGCCUCAGACAAGGAGGGAACGCCGGCGGCUCGCUGGGUAGUAGGUGUAUUAUUAAACGUCUGGACAUCGAUCAUACUGUAGGCGAAUCUAGCGUCUAUUCCUGCGCGCGAUGUGCGUACGUGCCAAGGACAGCUGCGGCUGCUGCGGCUGAGAUGCUUCCGCGAGGUGACAAGGCCCGUACCGAGAGAGAACUUACAAGAGCUGCGAGCGCCUGCGGAGGAUGUGUUCUGAUGUGGGAUCGAUUCUUUCUUAUACAAUGCAUGUAUAUGUAUGCGCGCGGCUGGCGAGUGAUUCGUUAUCCUUUUCUUGUCUUUGUUAUUUUCGGAGAAAAUUAUGCGGAGCGAUGCGAUAAGAUUACAUUGAUCGUACUGAUUGUGACUUAAGACGAGGUGAAUUUCGGCGAGAAAUUUUCAAUUUAUAUAUCAUGAGUUAUCACCUCGUUGCAAGUUGAAUUUGAAAAUUCGAUAUACAUCUUUCGUUGAAAGAGCAUUUGAGUUGUACGAAAACAAUGAUUAUAUUGCGACUCAGCGAAAUCAAUGUAUCGCGAUACUAUAAUGUUACCUUAUUAAAUAAAAGCUCAAUAAGCCCGAUCGAUAUACGAACACUAUAAAGUUUGGAUGCGUGUACCAUCCUUAUCAUCGAUGUUUAAUACUUUUGUAUUUUAUUGAAUUGAUCAUAAAUUUUAGCAGCUGCAGAAUGGAGCCUGAUGAACUAUAGAAAUUCUUCUAGGAUUAUUGUUAUUGCCCGGGAUUCGAUCUGUAUUAAUCGAAACUUCGAAUAAUGUUGAACAGUUCGAGCUUUAACACCGACUUCAUUGUCAGUGGCCAAAAUUAAGAUUUUUUAUACAAGGCUGAUAUUUAUUCAAGAAUUGCAACACGAGUUGAAAGCUGCAGUAUGCAACAAUGUAAUAUGAAAUAUGUUUGGAUUUUGAGCAUUAUACGCUUUAUUAUUUCAGUAUUUUAUAAAGAAAUAAAUUUUAAUAUUCAUUUAUAAAUUUACUGUUGUACGAUAGUGCCCAUGAAAUGGAAACUCAUAAACUUUUAUAAGUAUACAUAUUUAAAUUGUUGCAUUAUAAUAUCAUGCAUUAUUUGAAAACUUUAUAAAUUAUAAUUAUAAUCCACAAUUAUCAUUUCAAAAUUCAAUAUUAAUUUACUAUUGCACGACAGCGCUUGCAAAAUGAAAGGCUCAUACACUUUUAAGUAUACUCAUAGUUACAUAUUUUGGCUUUUUCAGUAUAUUAUGUACUUAAUAUACUCAACUUAUAAAGGUAACAAAAUGAACAAAGUUAACGAAUUUCAUUAACUACAUUUUUAUACAAAUUUAAAAAAAAAUGUUAUACGUAUUAUGGUAUUUAAUUUAAGUGAACUUUAUAAAUUACUUACUUUGGUACCAUUAAACACGAUGUUUAUAAUAUCUAAAUCAGUUUGCAUUGUUAUGUGACUAUCCCGCUAAGGUAGACAAAAUUUUUGAGUUUUAAACAUCAAAGCAAUAAAUAUGUAUUUCUAUACCCAAAAUAUAGAUUUACAAGUGACAACAUUUACAAUCAUAUCAAUAUUCUGAUAUGGAUGUAAAACCAAUUUUUUUUUAGGAUUUUUAAAAGUUAUAUAAUAAUCUAAUCGUCACUCGUCAAUAUAUCGUCGCUCCCUACGAAGACUAGCACGUUUCAAAUCCCUCAGAAAGAGUAGCACUUUUCAUUUUUCGCCGCGAAAAGUAGCAUAGGUCAAGCUUUUGCCGCGAAGACAGAGCACUUUUCACAACUUUCCCUCGAAGACUCGCUCGCUUCACGUCUUUGCCGCAAAGACUAUAACACUUUUCACAAAAACACUUGCGGCUUCGGGGCUUUAUCCUUAAAAAAUUAAUGAUAUUUAUGAACGCCAAAGUGGUACAUAGUAACAUUCACAUGCAAAGAGUCAGCUAGUACAAACAUUAUUAAAUUAUCAUACGUUUUUUCUCAUACUACUAAGGGCAUUAGUUUGAGCCAUGUAACGUGCUACCUUCGCGGCGAAAAGUGAAAAGUGCUAGUCGGCGCGGCAAACAAAGAAGUGUGUCUCCGACGCACUACUCUUCGUAGGGACCGACGAUAUAUUAUGAGUAAUUCUACGAGAAGUCGGACACUUUACGGUCGAAAAAUGGCGCUCUUGCAAUUUUGAGGGCACUUUCACCAAACCAAGUUUGUUACAUGCGCUUGGACUUACAUACAAUAUGUAAAAAACAUGGGUGCUACCUAUCAAAAAAUUUAGCCUUUAUUGCGACCCGGGUAAUUUAUUACUUGGCCAAGCAAUCAUGAUCUUGGAGCCCGAGAUCUUGAAUUAAAAAAAAGUUAUUGAAAAUGACCGUUUUUAUUAAAAGUUGCGAGCAAUUUAAAAUAGGGUGAAAAUUGUCGAAAAUACGAAAAAUGCUUGAAAACCAAGAAUUUAGACUUUUUUGUCAGAUUCUCUCAUUUACGACGAUUUUUACCCUAUUUUAAAUUGCUCGUAACUUUUGAUGGGGACGGUCAUUUUUGACAAUUUCUUUUUUAAAUUCAAGACCUCGGGCUCGGCUGUCCAUUAACCAUUAAUGCAGGAAAAAAUAAUGUUAACUCAUCCAGGUAAUAAAUUACCCGGGGCGCAAUAAAGGCUAUUUUUUAUUGGCAAUUAGUAACUGGCUCGUAACUUUCUGUUGGCAUAUGGUUUGGAGGUGGCACCCAUACUUUUUACAUUUUGUAUUUCCAAACGCAUGUAAAAAACGAUCUGGUCAGUGUGCCCUCAAAGAUUGCAAGAGCUCGAUUUUUCGACCGUAAAGUGUCCGACUUCUCGUAGAAUGACUCAUAUACAUAUAAUUGUUUAAUUUGAGAAACUUGUUUCAACAAAGUUUAACAAUUAUCAUUUGUGAAUUUAUAUUUAAAAAAUCAAUAUGCACUAUGUAAUAUGAUAUGCGAUCGAAGCUUGGGACGUGUUUCUGAUCGUAUGAUGUGUAAUAAUAAUUAAUGAUAAUUCAAUAUCUGAAAAUACACAAUAUGACACAUAAUUUGAUAUUGAACUCAGAUACAAGAUAAUACAUGUUUUUUGUACAUAGAAACGUUUUCUAUUAAUAAUGUAACAUGUAAAUGUAAUUUAUUUAUCAAAGCGCAAAUUUCACUUUCUAUUUAUAAAAAUAAUUCAGGACUUGAAAAUAAUGCUUGCAAAAGAGGCAAAAAUUAAUCGUACGGACCAAUAUGCACUCAGUUGCACUUUUUAGAUACUAUUCUCACUGAUGUUUAUUAUUUUCGUACGACACGUUCAACUUGCAUAAUAUAAAUGUAUGAUGUACGUAUUAGUAUAGUGCGGGAUGAUUAAAAGGCAAGGGAAAUCAAGAUCAGCAGCAUUUAAGAUAAUGAAUAAAAAGAAAUGUGCGAAUUAUUGAAUUAACAUAUUAUAAAAAAUAUCUAUGCGCAGGCCAUGCCAAAUUAUGACCUGUGAGCAAUAAUGUUAGAGAGACGCGAGAGAUCAGAAUUAUAGUAAAAAUGUGUAAAUGAUGAAAUUGGGGUAGUCAGUAUUAAUAUAUAAGGCAUACAUCGUCGCUCCCUACGAAGAGUAGCACUGUUCAAAUUUCCCGUCAUAAGUAGCACAACUCAUUUGACGAACGCUAGACUAGCACAACUCAAAAUUUCCCGCG
Messenger RNA from Nasonia vitripennis (jewel wasp), 5508 nucleotides. Its product is annotated as RNA-binding protein asd-2. The transcript is spliced from 7 exons. The coding region runs from base 467 to 1831 and encodes 454 amino acids. Gene Ontology annotation, cellular component: nucleus. The record is from RefSeq and is a predicted model, not a curated record. Gene Ontology annotation, biological process: regulation of alternative mRNA splicing, via spliceosome. NCBI's taxonomy places the organism in Eukaryota, Metazoa, Arthropoda, Insecta, Hymenoptera, Pteromalidae. Gene Ontology annotation, molecular function: mRNA binding.